Messenger RNA from Peniophora sp. CBMAI 1063, 435 nucleotides. Lineage: Eukaryota; Fungi; Basidiomycota; Agaricomycetes; Russulales; Peniophoraceae. The record is from the annotation of a GenBank genome assembly.
AUGUCCGACGGAUCUUUGACUCCUACCAGCGACAGAACCGUCACCGAAUCACCUGCGCCUGCCGCUUCUAGGGCGCCCGUCAGCAUGUUGGCUCAGGCGAACGCGCUUAGCGCACAGGUCUCUGCCCUCGCAGCGAACUUGGAAAGUUACAUUACGGCGGAGAGAGAAGCUAACGCAGCCAGGCAGAGAUACGGCGCGGAAGUGAAGAACAUGAGUGGGGUAUUGACGGCCACUGAACAACGGCUCGACACGUUCGAGACCAUGCACACGACUUUCGUAAACUCUUUUAGUGAGACUGUCAAAGAGUCACUCGGCGUUUUGGGUGAAAGGAUCGUGGAGAUGGAUAAGCAAGACCAAAAACAUCACGGAGGUAAGGCUAGAUCCCCGGUCAUCGUCCCGCAUCAGUCAAGCUCUAACUCUGUACUCGUCUACUAG